AGGAGCGGAGCGGAAGCGGGACUCUGCGAAAAAAAAAAAAAAAAAAAAGAAGCCAGUCCGCCAUUGUGGAAGAUGGCAGGGGGCGAUAUUCCCGUAAAACGCUCGUCACUUUUCCGUUGACUCACUCCCGCGUUGCUCCCCGUUCGCUCCGACACCACCUCGUUCACGGGCGGAUUUAGUCGUCUAUAAACAGCCACGACGUCGUGUGCUCCCGGUCUCCGCUGCCGCUGCCUAAACGCUCGCGGAGGGAUCGGACAGCCGGAGAAUUGAGGCAGGGAGGCGGGAGGGGAGGGAGAGCGCGCGGCGGAGGAGGAGUGCACACGGGCGGACGGAGAGUGUGCUGAGCAGCCAUCGGCCCCGCUUCCUGGAGGAUGUCUGCGACCACAGUGGACCACCAGCAGGUCGGUGAAGAUUGUGCUAAUACAAUCUUUUUUCCACCAUUCCAGAGACCGAAAGGACAGGGAAAUAAAGUGCAAAACGGAUCAAUGCAUCAAAAGGACGGAGUGAACGACGAUGACUUUGAGCCUUACAUAAGCAGCCAGACAAAUCAGGAUAACAGCUACCCACCCAUGUCUGAUCCCUACAUGCCCAGCUACUACGCGCCGUCCAUCGGAUUCCCGUAUUCUUUGGGAGAGGCCGCCUGGUCCACAGCGGGAGACCCACCCAUGCCCUACCUGACCACUUACGGACAAAUGAGCAAUGGCGAGCCGCACUUCAUCCCCGAUGGCGUGUUCAGCCAGCCGGGCGCCCUGGGCAACACGCCUCCUUUCCUGGGCCAGCACGGUUUCAACUUUUUCCCCAGCAACGCCGACUUUUCCACCUGGGGUACCAGCGUGUCCCAGGGUCAGUCCACGCAGAGCUCCGUCUACAGUAAUAGCUAUGGCUACGCGCCCAGCUCACUGGGCCGUGCCAUUGCCGACGGACAAGCUGGCUUCGGGAGUGAUGCGCAGCUCAGUAAGAUGCCGGUGUUGAACAGCAUCGAGCAGAGCAUGGCGGGGCUCAAACUGGGUACGGACAUGGUCGCGGCCGUCACCAAAACGGUGGGCUCGCCCCUACUGGGCACCGCCGGGAUGAGCAGCAUGGCGGCCAACAAUUUCCCGCCUUCCGCGAGCUCGUCGGCAGGGAAACCGGGCUCGUGGGCGGCCGUGGCCAAGAAGCCGGCCAAGCCGCAACUCAAGGCCAAGCCCAAAGCCAACAUGGGGAUGGUGGGCACCGCCAUCCCUCCGCCGCCCAUAAAGCACAACAUGAACAUUGAUACCUGGGACGACAAGGGCCCCCUGAACAAGUCGCCGCUAGCUCAGACGAUGCUGCCGACGCCGCCUUUGGUGCAGCAGCCUCUUCUGGCCCAGCCGGCGGCCUUGCUGCAGAGCCCUUUGCCCCAUCAGCCUCAACACCAGCACCAACCCUUCCACCUCCAGUCCCUCCAGUCCCCGCAACACCAUCCGCCGCUCCCCCACGGCCCCCUGCACCUCUCCCACCCCGGCCCCCUGCAGGCCCUCCAUCAGCAUCAGCCCCAGCCGCCGGGCCCGCCGCCCAGCCGCUGGGUGGCUCCCAGGAACCGAGGCGACGGCUUCGGCGUGGGCAUCCCCGUGAGCGCCUCGCUGUGCCCGAGCGAAGUGCACCCGGUGCUGGAGAAACUGCGCGCCCUCAACAACUACAACCCCAAAGAGUUUGAGUGGAACUUGAAAAAUGGACGCGUUUUCAUCAUCAAAAGCUAUUCGGAAGACGACAUCCACCGCUCCAUCAAGUACUCCAUCUGGUGCAGCACCGAACACGGCAACAAGCGUCUGGACGGGGCCUACCGCUCGCUGGGCGGCAAGGGGCCCUUGUACCUGCUCUUCAGCGUCAACGGCAGCGGCCACUUCUGCGGCGUGGCCGAGAUGCGCUCGCCGGUGGACUACAACGCCUACGCCGGUGUCUGGUCUCAGGACAAGUGGAAGGGCAAGUUCGAGGUCAAGUGGGCCUUCAUCAAGGACGUACCCAACAACCAAUUGCGACACAUCCGGCUGGAGAACAAUGACAACAAGCCGGUGACCAACUCUAGGGACACUCAGGAGGUGCCCCUGGAGAAGGCCAAGCAAGUGCUUAAAAUUAUCGCCACUUACAAGCAUACCACCUCAAUCUUUGAUGACUUUGCACAUUACGAGAAGCGCCAGGAAGAAGAGGAGGCCAUGCGGAAGGAACGUGGUCGAAAUAAAUCCUAACCGCUGAGCAAAAAAAAAACCCAGACAUGCGGCAUUGACGUUGGACCUUCAAAACAACGACAAGUGCGGCAAAAGUCGCUUCGCCGCGAGGAUGACGACAAACGCUCGACGUGUAUGUGUCUCCAUUUUCAAAGUCGGCUGCUUUGAAAGCACUUUCAUCCCACCCCCCCACUGUUUUUAACUUAGUUUGCAACUAACUGACUAAUCUACUUAGACACCAUCUUGUUUUCAUUUUUUAUUUGUAAUCAUGUUUAUCCUCUCUUGUUUGGAAUCAGUAUUCUGGUGAGUUAAUUCAUUGGGGAAACACAAUCACACCAAUCAGAGGAUGUAUUAACAACAUGCAUACCAAAAGAAUGCAACGGCAGGCUCAUCUUUUCUUUCUAUUUUUCUUUCUUGUGAUUCUCAAGUGCUUUCUGUCUGAGGAGAAUGUGGCCGACCUCACUAGCGACAAUAAAGAAAUGAGCCGUGUUUAGCGAAAAAAACAACAACAA
Messenger RNA from Syngnathus typhle (broad-nosed pipefish), 2695 nucleotides. It is a transcript of the gene ythdf3, whose product is annotated as YTH N6-methyladenosine RNA binding protein F3. The transcript is spliced from 5 exons. Gene Ontology annotation, biological process: mRNA destabilization. Gene Ontology annotation, cellular component: cytoplasm. The record is from RefSeq and is a predicted model, not a curated record. Lineage: Eukaryota; Metazoa; Chordata; Actinopteri; Syngnathiformes; Syngnathidae. Gene Ontology annotation, molecular function: N6-methyladenosine-containing RNA reader activity; mRNA binding. The coding region runs from base 372 to 2204 and encodes 610 amino acids.